Eriocheir sinensis (Chinese mitten crab) is the source of this 1225-nucleotide messenger RNA. RefSeq names its product protocadherin Fat 3-like. The coding region runs from base 174 to 896 and encodes 240 amino acids. The transcript is spliced from 4 exons. Gene Ontology annotation, molecular function: calcium ion binding; cadherin binding. The record is from RefSeq and is a predicted model, not a curated record. Gene Ontology annotation, biological process: homophilic cell-cell adhesion. Gene Ontology annotation, cellular component: plasma membrane; catenin complex. NCBI's taxonomy places the organism in Eukaryota, Metazoa, Arthropoda, Malacostraca, Decapoda, Varunidae.
CUCUGUCCCGUAUAUCUGCAUUAUGAUCUCUUCUUGUACGAGAAUGCUUCAAAGCAAGGCUGUGAGCUCCGUCCCCCACAGAUGUGAAUGAUAAUGCUCCUGAGUUUGUGAGGAAACUCCACGAAACUUCCGUGGCAGAGAACACGGCCGUGGGGACAGAAGUCCUGCGGGUCAUGGCCACCUCAAGGGACAUCGGCAUCAAUGCAGAAAUCUCUUACUCCCUUCAGCACACCACGCUGGAGGAGUACCUGCACAUCCACCCAAAGACUGGUGUGAUAAGCAUUGGCGCCGAGGUGGACUUUGAGCGCGUACAGCAGGUGGUGGCGACAGUAGUGGCCACAGACGGGGGGGUGCUGCCUCUGUCCGCCACGGCCUUGGUCAACCUAACAAUCACUGAUGUGAAUGACAACUCCCCGGUGUUCACGCUGCCCACUUACACCGCCACAGUCAAGGAAGACGCUCUGCAAGGCGCCAGCGUGGUGCAGGUCUCAGCCAGCGACGUGGACCAUGGCAUGAACAGCCUCGUCUGCUACAGCAUCAGGGCGGGAAACGAAGACCACUGCUUCACUAUUGAUGACGACACCGGCAUCAUCACUGUCAUCAAGAAACUGGACAGGGAAAAGGUCACAAAGUACCAGUUGACGCUGGGUGCCAGGGACUUGGGCACACCCAGCAACACUGCCAUGGCUCAGGUCGUGAUCCAGGUGGGCGACGUCAACGACAAUGCACCCAAGUUCACGCAAGACAACUAUACCAUGGUCAUGCAGGUGAGGCGAGAGGGUAGUGGUGGCUGCGUAGCACAUCAAGUUCAUUGUACAAGAUUUUCCUCCUCCAAAGCCAUACUGUUUGUCCGUCAAUCUGUUGUCUCACCAGAUAGUUCAUCCAUUUAUCUUUGAUCAACCUUUCACAGAUCUUCACCACCACACUUGUCAAAGAGACUGGCCUGUACUUCCCAGAGUCUUCCCAGCAUCCUCGUUUGUGAAUUGGCAUAAUGUCUGCUCACUUCCAGUCUGCUGGGCCGUUACCUUCUGCUAGAGAGCUGACUAUGACACAUUGGAUUUUAUCAGCUAAUUCCUUACUGCACUCCCUUAAGACCCAGCCUGACACACCAUCCGGUCCUAGUGCCUUCCUCACGUCCAGACCUCCCAUUAAUCCUUCCACCUCUUGCACUGAAACUUGUCUUCCUUCCAGGUACUCCAUAUUUUCUUCUCUUCCUUCUUGUCCA